UCUGUGUCUUUAAAGGCUCGCUCGGCCCGGGUUUCAUUUCGCGAGAUUUGCUUGGCGCCGUGACCCCAUGUGAGACACCCUCCCUCCCGCAACAAACAGCCUCUUCUGCGGAGCGCCUCGCCAUGGACCUCUGAGCACUUUCGUUUUUUGUUUCCCUUCUCCCCCCUUCCAUCCCCACAAUUGCUUUUGUUUAAUUUAAGAUUUGCGAAGUCAAGAGAGUUUUGCUCGAGAUACGCGCCCAAGUCGGCCGCCGGAACGAUGUGGAUUCAAGUCCGGACCAUAGACGGGAAAGAGACGCGGACCAUUGAGGAUCUUUCCAGAUUGACCAAAAUUGAGUGCUUGAGGCUGAAAAUCAAAGAGAUCUUCGAUGUGAACCCGGAACACCAGCGGCUGUUCUACAGAGGGAAGCAGAUGGAAGAUGGCCAGACGCUGUUUGAUUACAACGUGGGCCUGAAUGACAUUGUGCAGCUGCUCAUCCGCUCGCAAACCGACCCUCCUGACAGCCCCAACCCUAAAGACUAUGAGGGUAUGGCGUGUAGCUCGGUGACACCUGUCGGUACAACGGCCACCACCAACAAUGGGGCAAAGUCGUCCAGUCCACUGCUCGACAAUCAGCCAUCAACCUCUUCCCGCUCAUUUCUUAUAGAUCCAGGCAUUGGCGCAUUCAAGAUUCAUGAGCUGGUGGACUGCAGGGACAUCAGCAUUGGCGCCUGGUUUGAGGCCAGCAUAGAGAAUGUGAGCCGCGUUUCGAAGGGACAGAAUGGCAAAGCCCCGGUCGCGGGACAGAGCGGGAAGCCAGGGAAAAGGACUAGCGGCAAACAGGACGUGGAACAAGGCCUCUCCGUCACGGACAAUAACGGGAAUGUCCUGUUGCACUCGGACCGCGGGCCCUCCACCUCUCUCACGGACUUCACAGACACUGAGGAGAUCAUUUAUCAUAUCAAAUACGACGACUACCCGGAAAACGGCGUGGUGGAGAUGUGCUCGGAGGACGUCCGGCCCCGCGCUCGAACCGUGCUCAAGUGGGAGCAGCUGGAGGUGGGCCAGGUCAUCAUGGUGAACUACAACAUUGAAAUGCCUGAGGAAAGAGGUUUUUGGUACGACGCAGAGAUCACAUCUCUUAAAGAGUUGUCCAGGACCAGCAAGGAGGUUCGCGUGAAACUCUUGCUAGGGGGCCCAGGUGAUGUCAUUGGGGACUGUAAAGUCCUCUUUGUGGAUGAGAUUUACAAGAUUGAGAAGAAAGGAGCACCCCCCUUGUCAGCAAUAGAUGGGCAAUUCAAACGGAAGAGCGGGCCAGAGUGUAAGCACUGCAAAGCUGACCCGGAGUCGGAGUGUCGCUUCUGCUCAUGCUGUGUAUGUGGCGGAAAGCAGGACGCCAGCAUGCAGCUGCUGUGCGACGAGUGCAACAUGGCCUUCCACAUCUACUGCCUGAACCCGCCGCUCGCCACCAUCCCUGAAGAUGAGGAUUGGUACUGCCCAACCUGCAAAAACGAUACUAGCGAGGUCGUGCAAGCAGGUGAGAAGCUGAAGGCCAGCAAGAAGAAGGCCAAGAUGCCUUCAGCGCACACAGAGAGCCAGCGUGACUGGGGCAAGGGAAUGGCCUGUGUAGGCCGUACCAAGGAGUGUACUAUCGUUCCCUCGAACCACUAUGGGCCCAUACCAGGAAUUCCUGUGGGAACAACGUGGAAGUUUCGUGUGCAGGUCAGCGAGGCAGGUGUCCACCGGCCCCACGUUGGUGGGAUCCACGGGCGCAGCAAUGAUGGUUCCUACUCCCUGGUUCUGGCUGGUGGCUUCGAGGAUGAAGUGGACAGAGGUGAUGAGUUCACAUAUACUGGCAGUGGGGGCCGUGACCUUUCAGGGAACAAGCGCAUCGGCGAGCACUCCUUCGACCAGACCUUGACUCACAUGAACAGGGCGCUGGCUCUCAACUGUGAUGCCCCGCUGAACGACAAGGACGGAGCAGAAUCCAGAAACUGGCGGGCGGGGAAGCCAGUGCGGGUAGUACGCAGCUCGAAGGGCCGACGCAUCAGCAAGUACGCCCCGGAGGAGGGAAAUCGAUAUGACGGAAUCUACAAGGUAGUGAAGUACUGGCCUGAAAUCGGGAAAUGUGGCUUCCUGGUGUGGCGCUACUUACUGAGACGGGACGACCUGGAGCCGGCGCCCUGGACGACGGAGGGGGCUGAGCGUAUCAAGAAGCUGGGCCUUUCUGUCCAGUAUCCGCCUGGCUACCUGGAGGCCAUGGCUAACAAGAAUAAGAAAGAGGCCAGCGCUCGGGGUGGUGUCCGAGGGAGGAGGCACUCUGGGAGGGGGCGACCUCGGUUGGCACAGGAGAAGAAGACGACGAGAGUUAAGAAGGAGGUGGGAGAGGAGGAGCAGGAAGAAGGGCGAGAUGGAGAACCCCAGAGCAAUGGUGGACAGAAAGUGUCCAAUGAGACAGAGGUGGCACAGGAGGAGCCCCCGGCAAAGCGGUCCAAAGCGGUGGAGCCGUUCCAACUGUCCGAACAGCAGCGGGCUCUGAUUCGAGAGGAUGAGCUGAACAAGAAGCUUUGGGAAGAGGCGAUGAGCUACCUGGUGGAGGGACCUAACUUCCUGAGGAAGGUGGAGCAGAUCUUCAUGUGCGUGUGCUGCCAGGAGCUGGCGUUUCAGCCCGUCACCACUGUGUGUCUACACAAUGUUUGCAAGACUUGCCUGCAGAGGUCGUUUCGCGCAGAGGUGUACAGCUGUCCGGCAUGCCGCCACGACCUGGGCAAGGACUACGUCAUGGUUCUCAACAAAACACUACAGAUGCUGCUGGAUCAGUUCUUUCCAGGAUACAGCAAGGGCCGAUGAGCCAACACCGAACACAGACGUUCGUGCGCACAUACACACAAACAUAAUCAGGCACAUGCAGCCGCAAAGAAGUACAUGCCUUGAAACUUUCACGCACACACGCACACACACGCAUGCAUAGACACACACGAAGACAGACACGCACACCAAACCACAGCGAUCCCCGCACACCAACAAGACACACAGCCUUCCUCUCCUGUCACCGGGGGCUGACCAUCUUUCAGCUUUGGACUACACCAGCCUCCUGAUUCUUUUCGGUCCCCGCAGAGCACCCUCCUCACCGCUGUGUGUUCUGCGCCCCCUCCCCCACCCCUCCUCUAAAGACUGGACUUGUUUGACCUGCACUGUGCAGCCUCAUGCACCUGCCUGUCCAAGUGAAGCUGAAUGAUGUUCUCAGCAUCCCAUAACAGGCCAUAACACUUGGAUGAGGAUGGGCUCUCGAUUCCCAUUCCACAGGUCAGCAUCCCCUCCCGCCCCCAAUCACCCCUGUCUUUAAAUGUGUGUAUCUGGUCCAAAAACAUUCUUUUUAUUACUGUUUGUUGGCCCUCUUUUUGUGACGUUGAUAUUUUCUUUCGAACGAUAGACAUUUUUUUAAAAAAAAAAAAAAAAAAAAGAAAUGAAAAUGCAAAUGUUUUAACGAUUAUAUUGCUUCUGAAGCAGACUGUGAUGUGCGUUACCCCGUCUUACAGCUCUUAUUUCUUAACAGAUCGUACCUGUUUUUUCUGCGACUGGCAAGCUAAUAGUCUCCCUUUCUGUGAGCUUUACUGUGUCCUCGAUCUUGUACCCUCCAGUUCAGUACAGUACUAACAGUUUUAGUCACGUGGACGCUUCGCUCUUGCAUUCGUGUUGAGUGUUAUACAUUUUAUUGCACUUACUGAAAAAUACCGAAAAAGUCAUCUAAUUUCAAAA
Messenger RNA from Scleropages formosus (Asian bonytongue), 3738 nucleotides. RefSeq names its product ubiquitin like with PHD and ring finger domains 2 (gene uhrf2). Gene Ontology annotation, molecular function: protein binding; ubiquitin protein ligase activity. The record is from RefSeq and is a predicted model, not a curated record. The transcript has 16 exons. NCBI's taxonomy places the organism in Eukaryota, Metazoa, Chordata, Actinopteri, Osteoglossiformes, Osteoglossidae. Bases 259 to 2829 code for a protein of 856 amino acids. Gene Ontology annotation, biological process: negative regulation of gene expression via chromosomal CpG island methylation; protein ubiquitination.